CUUCACUCUUUGCCCAAAUCCCACGAAUCUUUACUGGUAGCACUUCGAAUCAUCCCACUGACCGGAUGAGUGACGUUUUACAUGUAUAAUUGACAAUCCCAUCUUGUCUCCUGAUAAAUAAUCCUCCUGCCCUUUUCAGCCCGCAAUCAUGGCCCGCAAUAGCGAAAAAGCACAGUCGAUGCUUUUCCGCUUUCGCGCCGCCCAAGCUGCCGACCUCGGAAUCCUCGACAUCGGCCGAACCCGCCGCCCCAAGGCCAUCACAUCUGUCGACUCCAUACCCAUCUGCGAGAAAUGGCGCGGCCAAGUUCUCAAAGAGAUCUCGCGCAAAGUCACGCGCAUCCAGGACCAGAGUCUGAGUGACUACCAGAUUCGCGAUCUGAACGAUGAGAUCAACAAGCUGAUGCGAGAGAAGUGGAUGUGGGAGGUGCAGAUAAGGAAUCUGGGUGGUCCCAACUAUACGCGUGGAGGUGGGAGGGUGUAUGAUGAAGAUGGGAGAGAGAUACCUGGUGGUGGGAAGGGUUAUAGAUAUUUUGGGAGAGCGAGGGAGUUACCCGGUGUGAAGGAGAUGUUUGAGGCUGCGGCGAGGAAGAGAAGUGCGGACGAGUUGGAGGACUCGGGUGGAGGGCAGAAUGAGAUGUUAAGGAAGCAUGUCGACGCUGCGUAUUUCGGAUAUGGGUUGGAUGAGGAAGAUGGUACGCUGCUCGCAUACGAGGUUAAGAAGGAGAAGGAGGCGUUUGAAAAUAUGUUGAAAAGAGGGGACGGCCCCGUCGAUGAUGGUUGGCAGCCUCUCCCUGGGGAUGGGGGCGAUGGCGUCGAAUGGAGAGUGCCUACACUGGACGAGGUCCAGGUAGAGUUGGUGGACAGACGAAGACGAAAGUUACUGGAUAAAAUCCUUUGACACAUUUGAUAUUCUGGGGCUUUGGAUCUGUGAUGAUUCCCUUUGGCUUUCUGCAUGGUUUGCGGAUGGAGUUGGGCAUCUUUUUCUUGUUCGCUAU
Messenger RNA from Coccidioides posadasii C735 delta SOWgp, 995 nucleotides. It is a transcript of the gene ISY1, whose product is annotated as NineTeen Complex (NTC) component. Gene Ontology annotation, biological process: generation of catalytic spliceosome for second transesterification step; mRNA 3'-splice site recognition. The record is from RefSeq and is a predicted model, not a curated record. NCBI's taxonomy places the organism in Eukaryota, Fungi, Ascomycota, Eurotiomycetes, Onygenales, Onygenaceae. Gene Ontology annotation, cellular component: post-mRNA release spliceosomal complex; post-spliceosomal complex; catalytic step 2 spliceosome.